AGCCAAUCACCGGGCGCCUCGCGCGCACCGUGCCUCAGCCUCAGCCACAGCUGCAUUCCCUGCCUGGAUCACCGGCUCCGGGACCGUGAAGAGGCCGCCAUGUCCCCGCAGUGCCCCGGUCACACAGUUGCAAACACAUAAAAGGCCUAUCUCCUGAGAGAUGGAAUCCAUCACCAUGAUGGGAAGUCCCAAGAACGUGAACGAGUCCUUCCUACCGAAUGGAACAAAUGGCAUAAAGGAAGACAAAACCACCAUAGGGAUCCUGGGAAGUGGAGACUUUGCCAAGUCAUUGACCAUACGGCUUAUAAGAUGCGGCUAUCACGUGGUUAUCGGAAGCCGAGAGCCCAAGUGCGCUGCCGACUUCUUCCCUCACGUGGUAGACGUGACUCACCACGAAGACGCCAUUUUGAAAGCAAACAUUAUAUUUGUAGCAAUACACCGAGAACAUUACUCUUCCUUGUGGGACCUGAAGCAUUUGCUCAGUGGGAAAAUCCUGGUGGACGUCAGCAAUAACAUGAGAGUGGAUCAGUACCCCGAGUCCAAUGCUGAGUAUUUGUCGUCACUCCUCCCUGACUGCUACGUGGUCAAAGGAUUCAAUGUGGUUUCUGCAUGGACACUGCAGUUAGGCCCGAAAGACGCCAGCAGCCAAGUCUAUAUUUGCAGCAAUAACGUCCAGGCUCGGCAUCACGUUAUCGAACUCGCUCGCCAGAUGAAUUUCAUCCCAAUUGACAUGGGGGCGUUAUCGUCCUCCAGAGAGAUCGAGAACCUGCCUCUGCGCCUCUUCACCCCCUGGAAGGGCCCGGUGGUCAUCGCCAUCAGCCUGGCUACUUUCUUCUUCGUCUAUUCUUUCAUCCGAGACAUUAUUCAUCCGUACUUUAAAAACCAGCAGAGUGACUUCUACAAGAUCCCCAUCGAGAUCGUCAAUAAGACUUUGCCUGUGGUCGCCAUCACUCUGCUGUCCUUGGUGUACCUGGCCGGGCUCCUGGCGGCCGCUCACCAGCUGUACUAUGGCACAAAGUAUAGACGGUUCCCCCCCUGGCUGGAGAAUUGGCUCCAGUGUAGAAAACAGCUGGGUCUCCUCAGCUUCUUCUUUACGGUCGUGCAUGUUGUGUACAGCAUGUGCCUGCCCAUGAGGAGGUCGGAGCGCUACUCCUUCCUCAAUACGGCGUAUCAGCAGGUUCACGGUAAUGUGGGGAACUCCUGGAAUGAAGAAGAAGUGUGGAGAGUGGAAAUGUAUAUCUCCUUUGGUAUAAUGAGCCUGGGUCUCCUCUCCUUGCUGGCCGUCACCUCCAUCCCGUCUGUCAAUAGUGCCUUAAACUGGCGGGAGUUCAGCUUCAUUCAGUCCACUCUUGGAUACGUCGCCUUGUUGAUCAGCAUCUUCCAUGUUUUGAUAUACGGCUGGAAGAGGGCCUUCGAAGAAGAGUAUUACCGCUUUUACACCCCUCCAAACUUUGUCUUAGCGCUAAUCCUGCCCACAAUAGUAAUCCUUGGAAAGAUUGUGUUACUCUGCCCGUGCGUCAGCAAAAAGUUACGACGGAUUAAAAGAGGCUGGGAGAAGAGUCACUUCAAGGUGAAUCCGAGCAGCACCGCGGCACACAUAUCUCCUGAGAGAGUGACGGUGAUGUGAUGAGACACGUACUUCUUAUACCGUCAGCCAGCAGGGGGCAUAAAGAUAGUAGGAAAUAAUGCAGCACAUAUUGCUACUGUUCCCUCAUUUUUGUUUUCAUCCAUACCAGCUAUAGUUAAAGGGAGGCUGUCAGCAGUUUUGACCAUGUUCAAUAGCUGACAGAGGAGAGCAGGGCAAACAGACCUUUUGCAAAUGCGUUUAUGACCAGGAGUAGUGUAAAUAUGAAGUUUUCUGCUCCUGCACGUGGCCAGGGCGGAGCUUUACAGCCCCUCCCCUCUGCUCUGAGUGACAGCUGUAGCAUCCAAACAGGAGACCAGUCUGUCACCCAGCAGAGGGGAGGAGCAGUGAAAGAGCUCAAUGCAGAGAGCACUUCACAGUGAAACUCCUAAAGACUUGUAGGAGCAGAACCUGGCAGAAUAAAAUGUAAUAUUCUCUCUACUCCUGAUGAGAAAAGCUCCACAAAAGGCAUAUUUGUCCUGCUUUCCCCACCACUACCUAGUGCUGCCAGCAGUUUAGCAUAGUCAGAACUACUGACAGAAUCCAUUUAAAGAGUUCCUCAUGUAUUGGAAGCAGGGAUUUCAUGUGAUCCAUUAAUGUACAGAUGUAGCAGAGCUGAAUAUUUAAAUGAUUGGAGCUAAUUAGGACCCAUUGUGAGAGGGGGCCCAGCACUGAACUGCUACUUCUAAUUACCAACUUGCUUAUAACGUUUUUUUGCAGCCACUAGGGGGAGCUUACUGCAUAGACAUUGUACAGGUCUCAUUUAGGUGGAGACAUGUGGCCCAACAUGAAGAUUGCGGUGUUGUACUGCGGCAUCGCAUCUAAGGAUUGUCAGUGGGGUCGCAGUGUGACACACUGACAUGCAGUGACUGAGAUACAGCAAUUGCUAAAAAAAAAUUCAACACAGUUUGAAUUUUCAUUGCAAGUCUCAUGUGACUCUCAUAGACCAAAGUGCAAGUUGCAUACGACUGCGAAUCGCCUGCAACUCUUCUACAGCUAGGCUGUCUAUUUUACAACCGAGUCACAGCUCUAAAAUAGUCGCAUGACAGCAAGUUGUAGACAAGUCGGCCAAAUGUUUUUAGGUUGUGUGACUUUUCAGAGAUAAAGAUUCAAUACAAGCAGAACAAAUCCAUAUGCGUUGAGCUCCCCCUAGUGGCGAGAUUUAUCACUGAAAGGGGUUGUCAUUAAGACAACUUUUGUCCAUAUGGCCUAUUAGGGCAUAUGAACAUCAUAUGUUUUUGUAGUGUGGGAAGAAACCUAGAGAACCCGGAGGAAACUCACGCAAACACGAGGAGAACAUACAAACUCCGUGCAGAUGUUGUCCAUUGGUCCAAUUUGAAUCCAGGUCUGUAGCACUGCAAGGCACCAGUGCUAACAACUGAGCCACCGCAGCUGUCAUCUAAAUGGCUACCGAGCAAUCUUACAUUUCCCCUGCAGCAACCACUGCAGGGGAAAUGCCAGGUGAGCCCGACAGUGGUCAGCUGAUUACCCCUGGGGGGCUGCAAUGUGUUCCCUGAUGAGACAACCCCUUUAAUUCUAGGACUGUGUGAGGGAGUUAGGUCAUUUGGAUCUCUAUGUCUGAAAAUCAGACCUGUAACCCUAUAAAGAGGUUAGAAAAUCACAGUGGACCUUAGUAUGAAUAGAACGGUCGUACAUUUGCUGGAGCUGGUGGGUUGGGCCCUUUCCGAGUUGUUUUAUGUGUGUGGUCAUGAUCCCUUCGGAUUAUCCCACUGCUGUUGACUGACCCACAUGGUGGGGUGCUAACUGGGGCUAUAUAUUGGGAUGUGCAUCAUGCAUAAAGCAUAAGUAAAGCCUCAGACAGUUGAAGGCGGCUGGUAUAGCUUUGUAUUAGCUACACGUUCAUGCUUCAUCGAUGAGGGCAUCUGGGUAACUCAGCUCUGCUACAUCUGGUAUUUUGCCAACGUAUAGACUGUGUCCUCUUUAAUUGUGGUUCAUGGCCCCCACGGUGAUGUUACUAGUGCAAUAUUAGAUUCAGAUCCCUGAUGGAAUGAAUGGGAAAGGUCCGUUACUGGUAAGGUACAGUAUUCUGUAUGUAUGUACUUUUUAAUUCAUUUCUAUGAAGUUGUUCUAGACCAGAGGCCUAAACCCAUAGGAUCGUUGCCUCCUUUGUAUAUAAGAAACGGCCCAGUCUUUAGUCCCAGCUUAAAAUGUAGAAAUACCCAGUACAUUCCGUCAACUGUGCGCACAAAAAAUGUGUCCGAUAUUGAUUUGCAACACUGGACAAAAAGAACGUGCAGUGGAGCCCUCUGGUGGCAGCGCUGAUACUGUACCUUUGUAUCUGCAGUUCUAAAGCCAAGAUGCCAUCCGCGUAUUACCACAGUCCUGUGUAGUAUAGAGUUUCCAUAACGGCGUCAUGUGGCAAUAACACACACACUUCCCAAAAUAAAAAAAUGCACUCGUAAAUAUGGAUCCCAGUCGUCCUAUUCCAUGAAAAUGGAAAUGUUCAGCCCUUUUUUAGUUAUAUCUAUUAGGAUGCAUUUACACAAGAUGUUUUUUGACCAUGCGGUCAAAAAAACAUAUGAUAACUCUUUCCUGUUAUUUUAGUAAACAGAGGUGCGUCUUAUAGGCCAAAAAAUACGGUACAUGGAUUUACCGCCAUUCAAGUGCAUUGAAAAGAGGCGAUUCACCUAUACAGGUCACACGGGUGAAAACCGCAUUGAAAAAUUGCGGAAAUUCACAAGAGGGCAGACAGGGAAACCUGUGCAGGGCGUCCCCCUCCAGAGGCCCGUAGCAUUAGUUUUGGAGAUUGGACCCGUGGGUUAUUGGAAGAAAACAGGGGGUGGCCAACAAGCACCACGUCCUCCGCUCCCAGGUGGUGUGGGUGUAGCAGCACGAGAAGCAGACCCCCGACCUCUGCGUACAUCCAGACAUUUGCCAGAAGAUAAGAAUUGGAGGACUCUCCACUAUAUUUAAUGGCGAUUUUUUUAAAAAAAAUUUGGGGGGGGAUAUUCAGGACUUUUCCGUGUUUUCGUGCAGUGUUAAACCUCUUAUAUGGUGUUACAGGGAUUUCAGUAUCAAAGUGUACAGUGUUUUGUAUUUGCAGUAAUUCAUCGGAACAUCCGCUUUCUAGUGACGUUGGGUUUUUCAUUUUUAUAAGAAAUUUAAAUCUCUCAUAGGAAAAGUAAUGUAAAAUGCAGAUCAUGAGCUAAAAAAUGGUAGAGGGGUUUUUACCACCAUAGACAUUUACAGUAUAUUCACAGGAUUUGCCGUACAUUUUAGGUUAGAGUGGAGUUCAACUUCUAAGGCUGUGUUCACAUCAUGUUUCUGUCCCAUGUUUAAUGUAUACAUAUGACCAGCCCCUAAGGGUGCCACUUGUCCGGAGAAAUCGGGGUCCCUUGACCAGAGGUUGGUGUCACCCCAGGUCCUGGAGUCUAAGGUGGCUCAUAAGGUCCGUUUUCCCAGACCAGUACUUUGAAAGUCGUUUGCAGUUGAUAGUCCUGUUACAGAUUUUGGAUUGUAGCCCAAUUAAAGGGUUUUUUCCCGAGUUUAAAAAUUGGUCCAAAAAGGGGAAUGGCAUAAAAUAACAAAGUACCUAUUAGAUCACCUGAUAAAUCCCCUACCGUUCCAGCACCACCCGCUAUGCAGCUCCUCGCUCCCCUUUGUUAAAGUAGCUGCAGGGAUGGCAUACCCAAAUACUGACCUGACCGCUGCAAGUCAGCGAUUGGCUGCAGCGAUCACAUCGGUAUGUGGACUUGUCAUCAUUGCGGUCAAGCAAAAAAAGACCGGGACCACCAGAGCAUUAGUGCUUGAAUGGCGGGGGAUUUAUCAGAGGAGUAAGGCCCCUUUCACACGGGCGAGUUUUCCGCGCGGGUGCAAUGCGUGAAGUAAACGCAUUGCACCCGCACUGAAUCCGGACCCAUUCAUUUCUAUGGGGCUGUGCACAUGAGCGGUG
This is a messenger RNA of Bufo gargarizans (Asiatic toad), 5537 nucleotides long. It is a transcript of the gene STEAP2, whose product is annotated as STEAP2 metalloreductase. The transcript has 5 exons. Gene Ontology annotation, biological process: copper ion import. The coding region runs from base 161 to 1627 and encodes 488 amino acids. Gene Ontology annotation, molecular function: cupric reductase (NADH) activity; ferric-chelate reductase (NADPH) activity. Gene Ontology annotation, cellular component: endosome; plasma membrane. NCBI's taxonomy places the organism in Eukaryota, Metazoa, Chordata, Amphibia, Anura, Bufonidae. The record is from RefSeq and is a predicted model, not a curated record.